Molecule: messenger RNA, 1524 nt
Organism: Mangifera indica (mango)
Lineage: Eukaryota; Viridiplantae; Streptophyta; Magnoliopsida; Sapindales; Anacardiaceae
Product: phosphatidylinositol N-acetylglucosaminyltransferase subunit C-like
Exons: 2
Coding region: 488-1390 (300 amino acids)
Biological process (GO): GPI anchor biosynthetic process
Cellular component (GO): glycosylphosphatidylinositol-N-acetylglucosaminyltransferase (GPI-GnT) complex; membrane
Source: RefSeq, a predicted model, not a curated record
UUUGCUCAUCCCUAAUAAAUACGAUGCGAGUUCAAGAGUUCUGUUAAUUGUAGCUGUUGGAUUUCGUGGCCACUGGUCAAAGGAAGAUGAGUCAUGCUUGCAUUUGCCAACUUUCGAGGGGAUGUCGAUAGUAUCCCAUACUUUGGGGGUUCUGUUUAAAAUUUUCAAACCUUAGGAUCGAUCUAACCAUUGACGAUAAAUGUGUGAUUUUCAACCUCAAACAUGAGAAAGCUUCUAAAAUCCAACGGAGGAGACAGAAGAGAGAAGUGAAAAGAUUGAUUGACGUGGAUUCUCUGAAAUUCUGCCUUCACCGGGAAAUUGUGAGUCUCUCAGCAGGAGCAUUCCUUAGUCAUCAUCUAUUUGUUUCUUCUAGAUCCAAUGUACGGUGGAGUAGGCCUGUGUGAAGCAGGGGUUGCACUGUGAUCUAUGUAUCUUCAAAUGCUGGCAAUUUGAAGUAGAUCGGUUGCAAUAGAGCGGUGGAAUUGCAAUGGAUAGAAAUAGCUCUCCCCCAGCUCCACCUAGAUGGAGAAAAGUGGCAUAUGGAGGAAUGCAACCUGGUUUUGAUGACAAUCACACGGAUGAGUCUUUUCUUGAACAUAUGGUUAUGAAUGCCAAUGUAGUUAAACGGGACUUGAUAAAGGUGAUGCAGGACUCAGUUUCCAUCUCACAAUAUCUAUGCAUUGUUGUUCUUGUUGUGGUGGUUUGGAUUUACACUCUUAGAUCAACUCUUGAUGAAAAUUCCCUUUUGCUUUUAGAUAUAAGUCUCCUGGUUUCAGGUUUCUUGAUUCUCAUUUUAACUGAAGAAAUGCUUUCACUUAAAUUGCUGUUCCAUUAUAUUCUCAAUAUCUCUUUCUUCAUGACUGGUCUUUAUGUUUUGGCUCCUAUCUACCAAACACUUACAAGGUCCAUAAGCUCAGACUCAAUCUGGGCUGUGAGCAUCUCACUUCUCAUUCUCCAUCUCUUCCUGCAUGACUAUUCAGGGUCUACUAUAAAAGCUCCAGGGGCUCUACAGAAUCCAACUUUAACCAGUUGCAUCUCUUUAAAUGCUUCUGUUGUAGCAUCUGUGUUCAUUGCAUCCCGCCUUCCAUCAAGGCUACAUGUCUUUGCUAUCAUGCUCUUCUCAUUGUUAGUAUUCCUUUUUGCUCCACUGGUCACAUACUGUUUAAAGAAAUACUCCUUCCGUUUGCACCUUUUUUUCUCUUUCACCUUGAUGGUUGCAACCCUUGCUUUCGUUUAUAUGCUACACCGGUUACUUUUUGUGUUGUUCUUAGGCUUGUUGGUUUUUGUGACUGUGGUAUGUCCUUAUUGGCUUAUACAGAUUCAAGAAUACAAAUUCGAGAUUAAUGGUCCUUGGGAUGAGGCUAAGCUUUGUUUUGAUAUUACAGAUUGAGAACACUUGUUCUACUUUCCUUCUUUAUGUGCACUGACAAUUUUCAUUUUAACAAUUGUUCAUUUUUGUACAAUUUUAUGCUGGCUAUUCAAGUAAAUGUGCCCAUGGUAAUAUAAUUUUCUCAAUUCGAGCUC